Molecule: messenger RNA, 3746 nt
Organism: Chionomys nivalis (European snow vole)
Lineage: Eukaryota; Metazoa; Chordata; Mammalia; Rodentia; Cricetidae
Product: patched domain-containing protein 1-like
Biological process (GO): chemical synaptic transmission; cognition
Cellular component (GO): plasma membrane; synapse
Source: RefSeq, a predicted model, not a curated record
GCGGCGUGGGGGGCGGCGCGGGGGGCGGCGCGGGGGGCGGCGUGGGGGUCCCCGCGCGCCCGUGUCUGUUCCCGCGGCUGGGCCGGGCCGUGGCGCGGCACCCGGUGCUGUUCGCGUCGGCGCCGGUGCUGGUGUCGGUGCUGCUGGGCGCGAGCCUGGGCGGGUGCGGCGUGGAGCGCGGCGUGGAGCGGCUGCUGGCGCCGCGGCACAGCCUGGCCCGCGUGGAGCGCGCGCUCGCCGACCGCCUCUUCCCCGAGGGCCGCUCGCGCCACCGCCUCUACGCGGGGCUGCGGACGCCCGGGCGCUACGGCCGCGUCAUCGUCGCCUCCGCGCGCAAGGCCAACAUGCUGGACCGGCGCCACGCCGAGCUCGUGCUCAAGCUGCACGCGGCCGUGACCCGCAUCCAGGUCCCCCGCCCGGGCUUCAACUACACCUUCGCGCACAUCUGCGUCCUGAACCACGACAAGACCUGCGUGGUGGACGACAUCAUCCACGUCCUGGAGGAGCUGAGGCUAGCCCGCGCGGCCAACCGCACCAACUUCGCCAUCACCUACCCGGUCACGCGGCUCCAGGACGGCCGCGCCGUCUUCAACGGGCACCAGCUGGGCGGCGUCACCGUGCACAGCCAGGACCGCGUCAAGUCGGCCGAGGCGGUGCAGCUCACCUACUAUCUGCAGUCAGUCAACAAACUCCACGACGCCGUGGCCGCGCGCUGGGAGUCGAGCUUCUGCGACGCGGUGCGGCGCUUCCAGGCGGCCCACGGCCACCACGUGCGCGUCCUGCCCUACACCUCCGCCUCCCUCGCCGACGACUUCCAGGGCAGCACCCGCGUCGCGGGCCGCUACCUCCUCGCGGGCCUCGCGCUGGCCGCCGCCGCCGCCGCCCUGCUGGGCGGGUGCUCGGCCCCCCGCGGGUGCUGCUGCGGCCUCCGCCGCCGCCCCGAGCCCUGGCUGGGCCUCCUGGCGCUGCUCAGCCUCGGCCUGGCCACGCUCGCGGCCGCCGGCAUCAUCCACCUCGCGGGCGGGAAGUACAACUCGACCUGCCUCGGGGUCCCCUUCGUGGUGCUCGGUCACGGCCUGCACGGGGCCUUCGAGCUGCUCUCCUCGUGGCGCCGGACCCGCGCGGAGCAGCCGGUGCCGGAGCGCGCGGCGCAGGCCUACGCGGACGCCCUGCCGCCCUUCUCCCUCGGCACCGCCAUGCACCUCGCCACCUUCGGCAUCGGCGCCAGCGCCUUCACCGACAUCGAGGCCGCCCGCGUCUUCUGCUGCGACGCCUGCGUCGCCGUCCUCUGCAGCUACCUCUUCCUGCUCUCCCUCUUCGGCUCGGGCCCUCGUCGCCGCGGGGCACCUGGAGAGCCGGGGCGGCGCCUUUCGCACUCGGGACCGGGGCGGCCGCCUUUCGCACCUCGCGACCCGGGGCCCGCGGGGAAGCCGCCCUGGUUCCGACGCCUGCUGCCCGCCGGGACGGAGGCCGAGGCCGCCGCAGCCGCCGCCGCCGCCGCCGUCGAGGGUCCCGGGUUGCUGGGCUCCGCGAUGCGGCGCUACGCGGCGUGGGUGACGAGCACGUACGUGAAGCCGUUCGCGGUGCUGCUGUACCUGGCCUUCGUGUCCUUCGCGCUCAUGGGCUGCCUGCAGGCGGCGCGGGGCUCGGACCCGGGCUCGGUGGUGGCGUCGUCGUCCCGCACCGUCGAGUUCGCGGCGGCGCAGCGCCGCUACUUCAGCGCCUACAGCCCCGUGAUCGGCUUCUACGUCUACGAGUCGAUCGACUACUGGAACGCCACCGUGCGCGACGCCGUGCUGGGCUUCACCGCGGGUUUCGUGCGCCUCUCGUGGCUCGACGGCUUCCUCGGCUUCCUGCGCGCGCGCAACGCGUCCGCCGCGGACCUCCCGCGCCGCAACCUCACCGAGCUGCUGCGGGGCCCCUUCCUGCGCUCGCCGCGGUACGCGCACUUCCAGGAGGACAUCAUCUUCGCCAAGCGCCCGCCGCUGCCGCCGCCGCGCCCCGACGGCGCGGACGCGGGCGGCGCGGACGGCGCGGGCGAGGACGUGGACAUCGUGGCGUCGAGGAUGUUCCUGGUGGCCAAGACGAUGGACGCGGACCGCGAGGAGCUCUACGGCCUCCUGCAGACGCUGCGCCGCCUCUCGGUGACGUCGAGGGUCAAGUUCAUCGCCUUCAACCCGUCCUUCGUGUUCCUGGACCGGUACGCGGCGUCCGUGGCGGCGCCUCUGCGGCACGCGGGCCUGGGCGCGGGGCUGCUGCUGCUGCUGGCGGCGCUGCUGGCGGGCGACGCGGCGCUGGCGCCCGUGUGGGUGGCGCUGGCGGCGGCGUCCGUCGAGUUCGGCGUCGUGGGGUUCCUGGCGCUGUGCGGGGUGCGGCUGGACUGCGUGGCCGUGCUCGGCCUCCUCUACGGCCUCAACCACGCCGCGGGCAGCUGCGCGCCGCUGCUCUGCGCCUUCGUGCCCGGCCGGGGCCGCACGCGGACGCAGUGGGUGCGGCAGGCGCUGGAGGCGCGCGGGGCGGCGGCGCUGCAGAGCUUCCUGUGCUUCGGCGCGGGGCUCUUUCCUCUCGCGGCGGCGCCCUCGAACCUGACCGCGACGCUCUUCCGCUGCCUGCUCCUCGUGGCGUCCGUGUCGCUGUUCCACUGCUGCGCCGUGCUGCCCGUGAUGCUGACGUUCCUGCCGCCCUCGAAGAAGAAGAGGAGGGGGGAGGGAGGGGGGGAGGGGGAGCGGGAGGAGGGGGAGGGCGUGGAAAUGGCGGGCGUGGACGGCACCCGCGUGGUCGACCAGAUCACCACGGUGUGAGGGCGGCGGCGGCGGCGGCGCGGCGUGGGUCUCUCAGCCUUGGUCUCGCCGAGACCCCGAAAAAAAAAGAAAAAAAGAAUAAAAAAGGCACUGGGGGCGGAGGGGGGAAGAAAAUAACGGAGACGAUGAGGCUGUCGGGGGCGGAAUCUUUAAAGUCACGGAAGGAGACGGGGGUCGGGCCCCGCGGCGCAAGCAACGCGGCCGGGAAAUCGUGUUCGCUGUCAUCGGGUGGAUCGAGGUUAAUAAAAAAAAAAAAAACACGGGGGCCGGGGAGGUGGCUCAGUGGUUAGAGCAUCGCCGGCUCUUCCCGAGGUCCUGGGUUCAAGUCCCGGCAUCCACAACAUGGUGGCUCACAGCCGUCUGUGAUGGGGUCUGGCGCCCGCUUCUGGCCUGCGGGCGUAGACACAGGCAGAACGUUGUAUACAUGAUAAAUAAAUAAAUAUUAAAUAAAAUUAAAAAAAAAAACCGAGGCUGGAAAACAGCAAGCGCGCGUGUGUGUGCGUGUGUGUGCGUGUGCGUGCGUGUGUGUGCGUGUGUGAGUGUGCGUGCACACAUAUCCGCGCAUACACAACAAUUUCAGAGGAAGAAUUCAAGAAUCCACAACACGAGGAGUCGAGGUGGGGAGGGAAGAGAUGGGAAGCGCGCGCGACGGCGGCGGCGUACGCGUGCAUAGAAUUCUCAAAAACGACACAAACGUGGAAUAAAUACUAAAAAAACGGGGGUUUAAGACCAGGAAAUUCCACGUCACAGACGCAGUCGGGGAGGCAGAAUGAAGCGCGGAGUCCCUGCUGCGGUGUCUCCUUUUACGGAAAAUAGACGUUUUUCCAUGCAUUAUAUUCCUUUUAUUAAAAUAUUUAUUUAUUUGAAUAUUAUUUUUUUAAAUAUUUAUUUAUUAUGUGCUUUUUUAAUAUUUAUUUUUUUAAAUGUUUAUUUAUUAUGUGCACA